UAGCCUACAUUCCACAGACCCUACAGAGUAUUCCCUACAAUAUUUUUUUUACUGUGGCACCUAGAAUAGUUUGUUUUACACGCCAAUAAUAUUCCAUAUACAGUGAUUUGCAUUGGGGGUAUUUGGCCUUGGAACAUGUUUUAAAACACGUGUUGCAAAUGUCACUUAAAUAUUUAUAUUGUUCAUGUGAAGGCAAUUAUUCGUUUAUUGACAUGUUCUACUAUUACGCGAGGGACUUUUAUUUUGAACAUUUCAGAUCGUCAUGUCUUCCCUCUGGGUGGGUGUUGUAGAAUUUGGAUUUACCUGUAGCCGCAGGUAAUAACCUAUACAGGCAGACGAAGGAACAGAACACUGGAAUUUACCAAAAGAAGCUUAGGGUUGGUAGAGAGUUAUAUGUCUUGGAAUCGGCUGACUUUGUUGUGAAGAAAACACAGGUGGAGAGUUGAGAGACCGAUACACACAAACUCGACUCAAAGCAAGAACGUUUUCCUUACGGACUUCCGUAAUUUUAUCGGCGUCAAGAGUUGCCAAAAGUAACCCAAGCGAUUUAUGCGGUCCCGGGUGCUUUGAGCCAUGCCUGGCCACAGCACAGGGGCUCCUCAGAAGUCCCGCCACGACAAACAACACAGGGGACACAGCACCAGGGCUGACGGCUACAAGCAGGGCCGCACCAUCUCUAGAGACAGUACUGCCAGCCAAGAGCCCUACAAGGACCCCCAUGUCGACCACAAUACACGGGAACAGUAUAAUGGUGACCACACUCGUCACUCUGAGGGCCAGCAAGGCCGCAGGGGAACCCCCCCAACACGACGCGUCAGCGGGCGGGGGUCAGAGACACUGGGGUUCAUCCCUGGCUCAGCGGACUCAUCCCAGAGCACAAAUGCAUGUGGCUCCUGUGCCUCUAUGGGCUGGAGUGGCUGCAAGGCUCUCCUCUGCUGUGUCCUCACCUGUGGCUUCUGUGGCAGCCGGGAUCUCUGUCUGCCUGUCAACAACGAGAGCUCCACAGACCACCCCGGCAAGGCUGACCCUGAGCAGCCCCACCCCCCCAACGGCGUGGCCGUGUCCAAGCCCACUUGCGGCAUCCCUCUGGAGCCCAGCAUCAAGCCUGCCAAGCAGUCCUCCAAGCUGCCUCCCAGUGACAGCUUCCGUUACAAGGACGUCCGCAUCGGGGGCCAGACGGUGGUCUAUCCCACGUCGUCGGGCCCCAAGCGGACGCGUCCUGGCGGCAAAGGCGACAGCCAGCGUCCCGUCAGCAACACCAGCACCAUCUACUCCCGGGAGGACCUGGAUCUGGACGACCUGAGCGACAGCGGCACGGACAUUGACUCGCUCAUCACCAAGAAACUUCUAGAGCUCUACGCGCUGCACCAGAUCGACCAACUUGCCAAGUGCACGUCGGACUCGUCAUUCUCAAGGAAGACCAAUGAGAUCAGCGAGCUGAUCUGCAGCAUUGCUCAGGACUACAACCUGGAGCAGCAGGAGGCAGAGUGCAGGCUGGUGCACGGCGUCAUCCGCAUCAGCACGCGCAAAGGCAAGAAGAACAAAAACUCCAACUCCCAGGCCCAGGAGCCAGUGCACCAGCAGCCGCGUGCAAACGGGAGGAACGACCGAGGGACCCUCCUUCCUGACAGUGGCAAUGAAACAAUGACGUACACCUUUAACAGCAGUGAGAUGGAGCCUGAGGUGAAAGUGUCGGAGCUGACACGGUCGGACGAACUAGCAAGGAAGAUGAGGCACUACAGUGGAAUAAAUGACUCCUCCAGCUCAGCUGCAGCCUACUCUCACUACCAGCAUGACACAGAGACUGACUCGUCAGGGGCCCCAUUGCUGCACGUCCUCUGAACGUCAUGACAAGGUCAACACAACGUCCAGGGCACAACAUUCUCACGGGCCUCAACCGAAGUGGGGCCGGCUGUUGUGUGAUGGUGGGAAAUGUUUGUUGAUCAGCCUAUUGUUUCUCCAACACUGUCAUGCUUCCCUGGAACUGUAGUAGAAGGCCAUCUAUAGAGACUGAGAGGAUGUUAAGUGUGGGACUAUUGAAGCCAUCUCUUCACUCUGGUGUGGAAUCAGCAUGUCCUUCCAAACCAUGGAACCGUGAGUGAGGCUUGCUUGCAAUGGGGAAGGGAGAGAUGGUGGCACCACUCUACGGGUGCACAAUUGGCACAUAUCUGAACAUCUGAAAAACAAGGGGAUUUAAAAAUAUAAAAAAAUUAACGGGAAAACUAUGGACUUUUUUGUAUUUGCAUGCUAUGUUGUAAGUUGUUUUUAUACCAGUUAUGUUGUUGCCUUGCCACUCCAAGCAGAGACACUAAAAUCACUCCAUGCCAUUUUAACUCCGUUCUCAGUAAAGUGACUGAUCCUAAUGCAUAACCGUCCCUGUUUAAGUGUGCAUGUGACAGUGCGUUAGGGCAAAUUGACACCCUACCAUUUGGACCCAGUAGCAGGUUUCGCUUCAUACUUUACUUUCAGUGUCAAAGGAGUUACUUUGUACAAAACUUCUUUUUUUUUCUAAGUUAAUGUUGCUUCGUGGUUUGUGUAAACAUCUCCUUUGAAAAUGUAAAUGGGGCAUUUGGUCACUUUUUAAACAAAAAAAACAAAAAAAAGUCAAUCUAUAGGUACAUUUUUAUAAAAAUAAUAAAAGGAAUGAAUCCGCUUGCCUGUUUAUGCCAACUUGCUACUGUUUAAUUCAACUGUUUAUCUAAUAUAUGAUAACUAUAUUAACUUAAAUCUAAUACAGUAUCCUUAUUGUUUUGGUAUGUACAUUGGAUUGCAUCCUAACUUGAGAUCGAGCUCCAUUGACACCUGUGUUUAACUCAAGUCAAGUAUUGGAUUCGGAUUCGGACCAUUGAGUCUUGAAAAUUGCUCUGUGCUGCUUAUGUACAUAUGUCUAUUAUUGAGGAAGACUUGGAAUUUUGUGUUUUUGCUGUUGGGCUAGUCUCUCUGUCAUUUGAUCAGAUUUAUGUUAAUGGUCAGCUAUGCAGCAGAAGGGGCAAAAAGAGCUACUGUAGGCUUUAUGUUUGGAAGAGGCCUGUACUGGUUGUUUAUUGUCAAGCUUGCAAUCAUUCCUUCCCAUGUAAUGUGUUAACUUAUAUUAUUUCAGCACUAACUACUCCUGCACACUUGUUUUGUCUGCUCACCCUGUCACAGCAACAUGCCUGUGCAACGUUGUUGGGCUACCUUAUCAGUACCUCUGUAUUUCUCCCCGUCUCUCAAAUUACUGUUGUCAUCCUUCUCACACACCCCCCCCCCCGGUCAGUGUGUUGUCAGCCUAUUUCCGCCCUCAGAGAAAAAGGAGGAACUCGUUUGACUGGUUUUGACAAAAGGAUAUAAAAUCCUGCCAUCUGUCCUGAGUAGUUCAUCGCAGAGGGGAGCAUUAUCAAGAAAAUGAACCUGCUUUUGAGAAUGAAUCAGUCGCAAAGCUCUGUGGGGGUUUGUUCCUGUUUUCCCUGGCUCUGCCCCCUCUGCAUUCCAGUUCUACCUGUGUGAGGUGUCAUGAAAUUAUAGUUAUUUCACAACUAACACCUCAUGCCAGGUCACAUGACCGUAUACAUACCUUCUCUAAACCGAUUGGCACAGAGAAUGUAUCUUUUCUUGGAUGUUGACACAUUUCAAUAAGCAUACAAAACUCCCAAGUUGUCCGUGGAUAACGGAUUUGUGUCAUUGAGUUUAUCAUCUUGACUCAUGUCUGCCUGAUUAUGUUUGGAAGAAUUGAAUUGUGUUAGAAACAUUAACCUAAUGAAGGUUACAUCCGAAUCCUGCUUGUCCUGGUGUCAGUUUAAAUGACCACCACAGGAGGGAGCAGCAUACCACAAUAACUGAAAAUUGUUGCCCUGCUCCAGCUUAAAGGGGUACUGCACCUGCUGAUUUCGGCCUUGUUUUUUGGCUUGCUCCUCAAGAAAUGGUGGCGGACGUGACUGAAGCCAAACGCGAGUUGGUUAUGAUGUGUGGUUGGCUAUGGGUGUUUCUUGGUUGUGUGGUUAGAUAUGGGUGUUUCUUGAGUGUGUGGUUGGAUAUGGGUGUUUCUCGGGUGUGUGGUUGGAUAUGGGUGUUUCUCGGGUGUGUGGUUGGUUAUGGGUGUUUCUCGGGUCUGCCCUUGCUACACCAAGACACACCUAUCUGUCAGAACCUUGCCCACAGCUGUUUCUCCUCACGCAAUCACCAACAAAACCUCCAGCAGGUUGAGUUUAAUAAAUACAGGCAGAUGUAUGGUGAGACACCGGAGGAAGCUUUGGAUAGGUCAGUAGCAUACAGAGUAAUAUGAGAAGAAUGCAAUUGCUGAAUAUAUGUCGACAUAUUCUAAACUAAGUGUUUUGAUAACUUUCAUAUGUAUUAACAGGUUCAUGUUGAAUAAACGACAUAAUUCCACAGAA
Molecule: messenger RNA, 4370 nt
Organism: Oncorhynchus tshawytscha (Chinook salmon)
Lineage: Eukaryota; Metazoa; Chordata; Actinopteri; Salmoniformes; Salmonidae
Product: keratinocyte differentiation factor 1
Exons: 4
Coding region: 574-1842 (422 amino acids)
Biological process (GO): regulation of epidermal cell division; keratinocyte development
Cellular component (GO): cell junction
Source: RefSeq, a predicted model, not a curated record